AUGGGCACAACCGUGGCUACAAAUGCGUUGCUUGAACGGAAAGGAGAGAAGGUAGCGCUGGUGGUAACAAAGGGCUUCAAAGAUUGCCUCGAGAUUGGAAACCAGUCUCGUCCCAGAAUAUUUGACCUUGCCAUCAAACGUCCCGAUGUUCUUUACGAAGAGGUAAUUGAGGUGGAUGAGCGCGUCACUUUGGAAGACUACGCAGAAGAUCCGCAACGAAACAUCACUAUCACUAUUCCCCGGGAACGAACCCAGGCAGAAGCCGAUGUUGUUCGCGGCCUUUCUUCGGAAGCAGUUCGCAUACUGAAGCGUCCAUCCAAGGACUUGGUGAGAUCGCAGUUGAAAGAGGUACACAGCCGCGGGAUUAGAAGCAUAGCAAUAUGUCUUAUGCAUGGGUACACCUUUCCAGACCAUGAGGCACUGGUGGGGGAAAUAGCCAAGGAUAUUGGGUUCCGCCAUGUGAGUUUGAGCCACCAGCUCAUGCCGAUGAUUAAACUUGUGCCGAGGACCACUUCAGCCUGCGCUGAUGCCUAUUUGACUCCUGCCAUCAAGAAGUAUAUCUCUGGAUUUCAAGCUGGAUUCGAGGGUGGCUUAGGUAGUGAAAGUGUCAAACGGCAGGCGGGUGCCAAGGGCGCACGCUGUGAGUUCAUGCAAUCGGACGGUGGCCUUGUGGACGUGGACCAAUUCUCAGGUCUCCGAGCAAUUUUGUCAGGACCUGCUGGUGGAGUGGUGGGUUAUGCAUUGACAUCCUACGAUCCCGUGUCAAAGAUCCCCGUAAUAGGAUUUGAUAUGGGAGGAACGAGCACGGAUGUUAGCAGAUACGGAUCUGGUCGAUACGAACAUGUCUUUGAGACAACCACUGCUGGAGUGACCAUUCAGUCUCCUCAGUUGGAUAUCAACACUGUUGCUGCAGGUGGCGGCUCGAGAUUAUUUUACCGGAACGAUCUCUUCGUCGUAGGGCCCGAGUCAGCAGGAGCUCAUCCAGGGCCUGCAUGCUAUCGCAAGAGUGGUCCACUCACAGUAACCGAUGCCAAUCUGUUCCUUGGCCGCUUGAUCCCAGAUUUCUUCCCAAAGAUUUUUGGCUCGGAUGAAACCCAGGGAUUGGAUGAACAAGCUAGUCGGAUGUUGUUUGAGGAUCUAACCAAAGAAAUCAACCGCAAGUUGGCCAAAGGGGGCCAAAGCCGAGAAAUGUCCCCUGACGAGGUUGCCUUUGGCUUCAUCAAGGUAGCCAAUGAGACGAUGACCCGGCCUAUCCGAUCUCUGACAGAGGCCAAGGGACAUGACACCUCAAAACACAGGUUGGCUACCUUUGGAGGAGCCGGUGGCCAGCAUGCCGUUGCCAUUGCCGAAAGCCUGGGGAUUCGGCAGAUUUUGAUCCAUCGGUAUUCCUCGGUGCUCUCGGCAUACGGAAUGGCACUGGCAGAUGUUGUUGAUGAAAACCAAGAGCCCGAAUCAAAGACAUGGGUUGACGAGGACAAGGGGGAGUUCGGGAUGCACUUGAAGUUACGAGACCAAGGCUUCAACAAUGAUUCAAUCGUGUUUGAAGAAUACCUCAAUAUGCGAUAUCGAGGCACCGAAUCUGCUUUGAUGAUACUUAAGCCCAGCAAAGAGGAGGCUGAUCUUCACUUCGAGGGCGAUGAAUGGGCCUUUGGGAAGGCAUUUAUGAAACAACACGAUCAAGAAUUUGGGUUUACUUUCCCAGACCGGGACAUCAUUGUGGAUGACGUGAGGGUGAGAGGAAUCGGGAAAGGAUUCAAAAUAUCCGAGAAAACCGUGGACCAGCAGAUCCAGGAGUCCAACCCAAGGGACGUGACGGGUCGGGAAUAUCGCAGAUCUCUUGUGUACUUCGAGGGCGGUGGCCGGCGUGAAACGCCAAUUUACAAAAUCGACGACUUGAAGGUCGAUGACCGAGUGAGAGGCCCGGCGAUUCUGGCGGAUGAUACCCAAACAAUCGUGGUGACCCCAGGAGCUUCAGCACUAUUGACAAAAACCCACGUCGUCAUCAACAUUGGCGAAUCCGAUGCCAGCCAACCAAAAAUUAGCACCGACAAUGUGGAUCCUAUCCUGCUGAGCGUCUUCUCGCACAGAUUUAUGGCUAUCGCCGAGCAAAUGGGACGUGCUUUACAGAAGACAAGUGUAAGCACCAAUGUAAAGGAGCGGCUUGACUACUCUUGCGCGUUGUUCGACGCAGAAGGCGGGCUUGUUGCGAAUGCGCCACAUUUACCCGUCCAUCUCGGUAGCAUGUCGACAUGUGUACGGAUACAGGCCCAGAUCUGGCAAGAUAAACUCAAGCCCGGCGAUGUGAUCGUCCAGGGAAAGAUCGUGUUUUACGUCGCUUCUAGGGCGCAUCAUGCUGAUAUUGGAGGAAUUCUCCCGGGAUCUAUGCCACCUCAUUCAAGGGAGCUUUACCAAGAAGGAGCAGCCAUCAAGAGCGAAAAGUUGGUAUCAGAAGGCAAGUUUGAUGAGGAACGCAUCACAGUAUUGCUGUACAAAGAGCCGGCCCAGUAUCCAGAUUGCAGCGGCACUCGAUGUCUAACAGAUAACUUGAAUGAUCUCAAGGCUCAGAUUGCUGCAAAUAAAAAAGGGAUCAACUUAAUCAGCACUCUAAUCGAGGACUAUGGCGAGGCUGUCGUGCAGUUCUACAUGCACCAGAUCCAAGACAAUGCAGAGCUCAGCGUGCGUAAUCUUCUGAAAGAUGUGUGCAAUAGGUUUGCUGGUCAAGACCUGAGUGCCAUUGAUUACAUGGAUGAUGGGAGCCCUAUUCAACUGAAGAUAUCAAUAGAUGGGGACAAAGGAGAGGCAAUCUUCGAUUUCGAGGGGACAGGCCCAGAAGUAUAUGGCAAUAUCAAUGCACCGGAGGCUGUCACAUACUCAGCGAUCAUCUAUUGCCUGAGAUGCCUUAUUUUAGCAGAUAUCCCAUUGAAUCAAGGCUGUUUAAAGCCAAUUGACGUUCGAAUUCCUCCUGGAAGUCUUCUAUCUCCCUCGGAAUCUGCCGCUGUAGUGGGUGGCAAUGUUUUGACGAGUCAACGAGUAACCGAUGUCAUUUUGAGGUGUUUCCAGGCUUGCGCUGCAUCACAAGGUGAUACCAACAACCUCACAUUUGGUUUUGGGGGAAAUAUGCCUGGCGAGACGGAAACCAAAGGGUUUGGUUACUAUGAAACCAUCGCCGGUGGUAGUGGGGCUGGUCCGACUUGGAGAGGCACUUCAGGGGUUCAUACACACAUGACUAACACCCGAAUCACCGAUGCAGAGGUGUUUGAGCGCCGAUACCCUGUGAUCCUUCGAGAAUUCAGUUUACGACCGAAUUCAGGGGGCAGUGGUCAGCACUGCGGCGGAGAUGGCGUUGUGCGAGACAUUGAAUUUCGCAUUCCAGUGCAAGUCUCCAUCCUUUCCGAGCGAAGAGUCUACCACCCAUAUGGAUUGGAGGGAGGCGAGGACGCCCAGUGUGGUCAGAAUGUCUGGGUACGCCGCGUGAAGAAGCAGGAUGGAAGCUGGGGAAAACGAUACAUCAAUCUGGGGGCGAAGAAUUCCGCUCAUAUGCAGCCAGGGGAGCGGAUCAUUGUCCGUACACCAGGAGGGGGAGGAUGGGGUCAAAUCGGAGACCAGAGCCAGCUUCUCCAUCAGAAAGAUCAUCAUCAUGCUUGGCGGGGAGGCUCUAUUGCCAGCAACAUGGCAACGCAAGAGGCAAGUAUGUGA
Messenger RNA from Penicillium coprophilum, 3696 nucleotides. RefSeq names its product Hydantoinase B/oxoprolinase. The record is from RefSeq and is a predicted model, not a curated record. The transcript has 6 exons. Gene Ontology annotation, cellular component: cytosol. Gene Ontology annotation, molecular function: 5-oxoprolinase (ATP-hydrolyzing) activity. Bases 1 to 3696 code for a protein of 1231 amino acids. NCBI's taxonomy places the organism in Eukaryota, Fungi, Ascomycota, Eurotiomycetes, Eurotiales, Aspergillaceae. Gene Ontology annotation, biological process: glutathione metabolic process.